Messenger RNA from Apis florea (little honeybee), 1842 nucleotides. RefSeq names its product phosphatidylinositol 3-kinase regulatory subunit alpha (gene Pi3K21B). Gene Ontology annotation, cellular component: phosphatidylinositol 3-kinase complex. Gene Ontology annotation, molecular function: protein binding; 1-phosphatidylinositol-3-kinase regulator activity. The record is from RefSeq and is a predicted model, not a curated record. NCBI's taxonomy places the organism in Eukaryota, Metazoa, Arthropoda, Insecta, Hymenoptera, Apidae. Gene Ontology annotation, biological process: phosphatidylinositol phosphate biosynthetic process; insulin receptor signaling pathway.
AUAACAUAUAAGUGUAACAAUUUCUCAAUUGCAGUAUUCGGUCUUGGCCUGUGCUCGCAAUUCGACAUCUCCUCGCGUCCAGCUCCAUUGUUGGUGGAACGAUGCACCAGUGCCUUGGAGGAGAAGGCAUCCGAGGACAGCACGUUGGAUCUGUACAAAGUCUAUCACAGUAGUCCUCCUAACGAGCAAACCUUGGAAUUGCGACAAAAAUUGAACGAAGAUGUGUGCAACGCUGAUUUAAGUUCGUAUAGUGCACAAUGCGUAGCGGGCGUUUUGAAAAAGUUUCUUCGAGAAUUGCCAGAUCCUGUGAUCCCUGUACAGUUUUACGAUAGAUUUAUAGAAGCAUCCAAUAUGAAGAACGACGAACAGUGUGCAGCACGUUUGGGACAGCUCGUCUCGGAACUUCCAGAACAUCACCGUAGCACCUUGUUUCAUUUGAUGGCUCAUUUUUGUCGGAUCUGUCAAUUGCAACACGGAAGGGGUUACAUAGAACCCCCUACCAUCCUUAUACAAGUGCUGUGUCAUAUUUUCGUCAGACCACCUUGGGAAAGGAUCGUACAAAUUGUUCACAAUAUAGAAGCUCAUAUACGAAUAGUGGAGGUGUUGCUGUUACACGGUGAUUGGAACGAGAGAUUACCACAAUUUGCAAGUCCACCGCAGUUACCGCCGCGAAAAGUUUCAAGGCCGCAGUUUCCAGUUUUAGAUCCGUUCUCCGUUCUCGACGAGGACAAUUCUAUGGAUCGAACAGUGUCAGUUUCAGAGAGCAAAGAGUCGCAACAGCAACCCCACAGACCACGCACGCUUCAAGAGGCUGAAUGGUAUUGGGGAGACAUCACUAGAGACGAGGUGAACGAGAAGAUGAUCGACUCGCCGGAUGGUACUUUCUUGGUACGUGAUGCGUCUUCUAAGGGUGGGGAGUACACACUGACAUUGCGUAAAGGUGGGACCAACAAGCUUAUCAAGAUUUGUCAACGGAACGGAAAAUACGGCUUCUCGGAGCCGUAUAACUUUCAUUCGGUUAUCGAGCUGGUGGAUCAUUAUAGGAAUUGUUCUCUGGCGCAAUAUAAUUCGACGCUAGAUAUUAAGCUAUUGUAUCCAGUAUCUCGGUUUCAACAGGAUGAUGAAAUUGCGAGUACAACAGAUAUGGCGAACGUUGCCCAAAAAUACAUCGAGCUUGACAAAGAGAUAACCGAUGCGUUGAAAGAAUAUAAAGACCUUUCGGAAUUAUACAAUAGAACGUCUUUCGAAGUACAAUUGAAACGACAAGCGUUAGAAGCUUUUUCCGAAGCUAUCAAAAUGUUCGAAGAUCAGAUGAAAUUGCAAGAGAAAUAUCAGAAAGAAGCUCAACCGCACGAGAUAUCAACAUUAACCGACAAUGCAGAAUUGUUGAAACGAAGACUGAAAUCUUUAGAAGAUAGUAGAGAACAAUUGGACGGUAGCUUGAAGGAGCAAAUCGCUUAUAACAGAACUUUAGAAAGAGAGAUGCACAAAUUGAAACCUGAACUCUUGCAACUUGUACGACAAAGGGAUAAGCAUUUAAUAUGGUUGAAAAAAAAUGGCAUGAAGCAAAAUAAGAUAAGUCAACUCGUACUGAAUCAUUCGUUAUCGAAUCCUUUGUUGGGUCAUUUGGCGUAUGGGGAACUUCAAGAGAUAGAUCUCGAGGUUCAUUCCGAUGAAAAGACAUGGCUUUAUCUGGAAUGUUCUCGUUCUGAUGCUGAUCGUAUUCUUGCCGACAGGCCGGAUGGUACUUUUCUUAUUCGAACAUCAAGAACUGGUCAAUACGCACUUUCCAUCAUGUACGCAUGUCACUUGUAAUUUUCUCUCUCUCUCUCUCUCUCUCUC